Messenger RNA from Lycium barbarum (goji berry), 480 nucleotides. RefSeq lists its product as uncharacterized. The transcript is spliced from 2 exons. The record is from RefSeq and is a predicted model, not a curated record. NCBI's taxonomy places the organism in Eukaryota, Viridiplantae, Streptophyta, Magnoliopsida, Solanales, Solanaceae. Bases 1 to 480 code for a protein of 159 amino acids.
AUGGCUCCGUAUGAAGCUCUAUAUGGUAGGAAAUGUAGGUUCCCUGCCGGUUGGCUUGAAGUCGGAGAAGCAAACUUAUUUGGGCCAGACCUUGUUCAUCAGGCUAUUGAAAAGGUAAAGCUUAUUCAGGAACGAUUGCGUACAGCUCAGAGUCGUCAGAAAUCUUAUGCAGAUUGUAUUGGAGAUCCAUCCAGAAUCGUACCUAUUGGCGAUAUACAAGUUACAGAAAAUCUGACAUACGAGGAAGAGCCAAUUGCUAUUCUAGACAGACAAGUCCGCAGACUCCGAAACAAAGACGUGACUUCAGUGAAGGUUCUAUGGAGGAGUAAAGAUAGGGAAGAGAUGACAUGGAAAGCCGAAGCAGAAAUGAAGUCCAAGUAUCCCCAUUUAUUCCCUGUCACAGAUGAUACUACUCCGAAAGAAUUCUUGCAAGGUUCUGCUAUAUCCGCAAAUCACUUACAAGAUAAGAGUUAUAUUUAA